AUGACUAGUGUUGACGAGCUAUUCAAGAAACCCCUGGCAACAGGAAGCUCCAAGCGAAAAUUUGAGCCUGUCCAGGACCCAAAUGAGCUGUACAAAGCGGCGAAAAUCGAGUCAACUGGCGAUGUGAAAUCCAAUGGCAAGGGCGCGAUGAUAGAGGACGAAGACGUUAUGGACGACGGCGAAGCUGGGCCUGAAUUACCACCCGACUUGGAAGACGAUAUACCUGAUGAUGAAGAGGGUCGAUUCUUUGGAGGAGGCAUGGAACAGAAGACUGCUCAGGCUAUGGAAUACAUUGAUCAGAACGAAGAUGAAGCUGCGCCAGAGAAGUUCGAUGCGGCCUGGGUACGUCGGUUCGCCUUGAACUUCGAGAAAAAGAUCUCCAAGAACGCUGAGCUACGCGCGAAAUUUGAGAAUGAACCACAAAAAUUCAUGGCAUCUGAAGCCGAUUUGGAUACCGAGAUCAAAGGCCUGUCAAUUCUCUCUGAGCAUUCUGAUCUUUAUCAAGAAUUCUCGAAGAUGGGAUGCGUCGGGUCAUUGGUGUCACUGCUCUCCCAUGAGAAUGCUGAUAUUGCCAUUGAUACGAUUCAGAUCAUCAGUGAACUCACGGAUGAGGACGUGGAGGCUGAGCAGGAGCAGUGGGACACCCUGGUCAAUGCUAUGAUGGAUGCCGACCUUAUCGAGCUACUUACUCAGAAUCUCUCGCGCCUUGACGAGAAUGCUGAGACUGACAGAGCAGGUGUUUAUUACGUUCUCAAUGUCUUGGAGAAUUUGUCGUCCCAAUCUGCGUUGUCAGAGAAAAUUGGACAAGACUCAGUUGUAAUGUCUUGGAUUCUAUCACGCAUCCAAAGAAAGGAGAGUCCAGUCUCCCAAAACAAGCAGUAUGCUGCAGAAAUUCUGGCCAUUCUUUUGCAAUCUUCACCCAAGAACAGGGAAAAGUUUAUUGGUCUUGAGGGCAUCGAUGCGCUCCUACAGCUGUUGAGUCAAUACCGCAAGAGAGACCCGGUGAAAGACUCAGAAGAAGAGGAGUAUGUUGAGAACCUAUUCGAUUCAUUAGCUUGUCUCGUCGAUGAAGACUUAGGAAAGGUGAAGUUCAUUGAGGCUGAAGGAAUCGAGCUUGCUCAAAUCAUGCUGCGUGAGAGCAAAUUCAGCAAGUCGAGAGCUCUGAAACUUCUCGAUCAUGCUCUCGGUGGAGCUGGCGGUACUCAGGCCUGUGAACGAUUUGUCGAGAUUGCUGGAUUGAGAACGAUCUUCGGCAUGUUCAUGAAGAAGCAAGAGGGCCAAAGUAUCGAACAUUUGCUUGGGAUCUUCGCUUCCUUGCUUCGCCUUCUUCCUGGAGGAUCUCCGCCCCGGAUUCGGGCUUUGGCCAAAUUCAUGGAAAAGGAUUACGAGAAAAUUGAGAAAUUGGUCAAGCUACGAACGGAAUAUGCCGCCCGACUGUCUCCAGUUGAGCAAGCCAUUGAAAAGGAGCGAAAAGGACUCUCGGAAGACGAUCUAGAGUUCAUGACAGGCGAAUGGCUGUCGCGUCGCCUCGAUGCUGGUUUGUUCUCAUUACAAACAAUUGAUGUUAUCCUCGCAUGGCUUAUUGCCGAAGAUGAUGGAGCGCAUAAGAAAAUCGUUGGCCUUCUUGCAGAUCGAGACGAAGACUUAUCCCUCAUUCGAAACACUUUGCAAGACCAAUUGCAAGGAUUGGAAGAUGAGGACCAGGCGCAGAAAGACUUCAAGGACAUGCUGACAACACUGAUGCAAUUCUGCUAG
Penicillium diatomitis is the source of this 1755-nucleotide messenger RNA. Its product is annotated as beta-catenin-like protein 1. Bases 1 to 1755 code for a protein of 584 amino acids. NCBI's taxonomy places the organism in Eukaryota, Fungi, Ascomycota, Eurotiomycetes, Eurotiales, Aspergillaceae. The record is from RefSeq and is a predicted model, not a curated record. Gene Ontology annotation, cellular component: spliceosomal complex. The transcript has 10 exons.